AACACUGGGAGUGUGACGUGAAUCAGGAAUGCAAGUCCGUGCACAGAUCUUGUACAGCAACGAACUCUCAAGCUGUAUCGCACUUGGAGACUAGAAGAGACGCCAGCACAAUAGCACACAGAAACAAUGAGAUCACUCGCCUUGCUUGCCCUGUAUAUCUUCAUGCCCCAAUCUGGAGCGGUUGAAUUAACUGAGAUGUAUGGCUCCAUCCAGUCUCCCAAUUUUCCAGAUUCCUAUCCCAAGAACUCUGAGGUUUCCUGGAAUAUUACAGUCCCGGAAGGAUUUAAAGUCAAACUUUAUUUUAUGCAUUUUGACCUGGAGCCGUCCUACCUCUGUGAAUACGACUCUGUAAAGAUCGAAGCAGAGCAAGAGUUGCUGGUGACUUUCUGCGGCCGGGAGAACACGGACACAGAGCAGAUCCCGGGGGAGCAGGUCAUCAUGUCCCCGGAAAACUCGCUGAGCGUCUCGUUCAGGUCGGACUUCUCUAACGAGGAGCGCUUCACUGGCUUUGAGGCUCACUACACCGCAGUGGACGUGGAUGAAUGUACAGAGAGAAACGAUGAAGAGCUGGCCUGUGACCAUUACUGCCACAAUUACAUUGGCGGAUACUACUGCUCCUGCAGGUUCGGAUACAUCCUGCACUCUGACAACAGGACCUGCCGAGUGGAGUGCAGUGACAACCUGUUCAUUGAGAGGACGGGUGUGAUCACCAGCUCUGACUUCCCAAACCCCUACCCCAAGAGCUCUGACUGCCUGUACAGGAUUGAGCUGCAGGAGGGCUUUGUGAUCAGCCUGGAGUUCGAUGACAGCUUCGACAUUGAAGACCACCCCGAGAUCACCUGUCCUUACGACUACCUAAAGAUCAAGGCUGGGAGGAGGGAGUUCGGGCCUCUGUGUGGCGAGAGGUCUCCUGGUCGAAUCGAGACAGGGAGUAACAACGUGCAGAUCCUGUUCCACAGCGACAACUCUGGUGAGAGCAGAGGGUGGAAGUUAUCCUACACCGCUGUGGGGAACCCAUGUCCUGUCCCACAGCCCCCAGAGAAUGGCAAGAUUGAUCCAGUCCUGGCGCAGUAUUCCUUUAAAGACCAGGUCCUCAUCACCUGUGACACCGGGUACAACGUGCUGAAGGACGAUAUAGAGGCCGAGCAGUAUCAGAUCGAAUGUCGAAAAGAGGGCACCUGGAGCAGCAAUGUCCCCGUCUGUAAAAUUGUUGACUGUGGAACUCCAGUGGAGUUGAAGCAUGGAUUGGUCUCCUCUGACAGCAGGGAUAAUCUCACCAUCUUUGGCUCCAGCAUUCAGUAUUCCUGCCAGGGGCCACGCUAUCACAUGUACCCUGCAAUCAACAACAGUACAUAUAUUUGUGGCAAGAAAGGGCUCUGGGUGAACAAAGAACUCGGCUCCAAACUACCUUCUUGCAUGGCAGCGUGUGGGCAGCCUGUGAAGCCGCUGCCGGCCUUGUUGAAGAGGAUAGUGGGUGGGAGGAACGCGGAGCUGGGCUUCUUCCCCUGGCAGGCCCUCAUCAUGGUGGAGGACCUGUCACGAGUUCCUGAGGACAAGUGGUUCGGCAGCGGGGCCCUCCUCUCCGAGUCCUGGGUGCUGACCGCAGCCCACGUCCUGCGAUCACAGCGGCGGGACAGCACGGUCGUCCCCGUGUCCAAGGAACACGUCACCGUCUACCUGGGGCUCCACGACGUGCGCGACAAGAGGGGCGCCGUGAACCUCACGGUGGAGAAGAUCAUCCUGCAUGAGGACUUCGACCCCUGGAACUACAACAACGACAUCGCCCUGGUCAAGCUGAAGGAGAAGGUCUCCAUGAACCCCUGGGUGAUGCCGGUGUGCCUGCCAUCGGUCGGGCAGGACUCGGCUGAUCCUGAACCCCACACCCUGGGCUUGGUGGCCGGGUGGGGCAUCUCCAAUCCCAAUGUCUCCAUGGACAACGCAGUGAGUUCAGACCUGGGGAUGGUGUCCGACGUCCUUCAGUACGUCAAGCUCCCGGUAGUCCUUCACUCUGAGUGCAAAACGAGCUACGAGUCGAGGUCUGGGAACUACAACAUCACAGACAACAUGUUCUGCGCAGGCUUCUACGAAGGUGGGAAGGACACUUGUCUGGGAGACAGCGGAGGAGCCUUUGUGAUGGAGGACCCCCAGUCUAAGAGAUGGGUGGCCCAGGGGCUGGUUUCCUGGGGUGGGCCUGAAGAAUGCGGUAGCCAGCGAGUCUAUGGAGUUUACACUAAGGUGUCCAAAUACACAGAGUGGCUGGAAAAUAAACUGGAGCCUUGAGCCAAAGGGCAAUCAUAAUAUCACCACCUAGAUCCUUAAGCAUCACUUUACCAGGUGUAACUUAUUUUGCUGGUAAUCCAUUCAGUACAGGGCAGCAAUAGCCCAUGUCUGUCUUGUAUUUGAUUCUCAUUUAAAUUCAUUAGUAAUGUACACUUGCAGGAUUUGACUUAUUGAACAGCCGACCCCCACAUUGCUGGCAGGAUUUUCUUCAGCACUUGAAUGAAACAAAGCUGGACAGACUCCCUUCAAGAUUAUCAUCACCAUGGCAUUACCUGCACAGUAUUCGCUCUCAUUGCAGUGCUUGUUACACUUGGCUAAAUGGACCUCACCAGUACUUGGACGGACUCCAUGUAAACAGGUGCAGUACCACCCAGAAUUAACAUGCUGGCCUGGAAAUGAAUUAGUACUGCACUUUUGAUUACCUGGACUGACCACUUUUUGGGAAAUGGGAACAUUUUAUAAGGGUAAUGCUCAGUUUUCUCACUCACAUACUGCAUGCCACUUGCAAUUCUCAAGCUGGGUUUGUCUGUCCAUGCUAAACUUCAAGUGUAGUUUGCUGUCUCCAUAGCCAUGGUGCACUUUCCUUUGUAUUGCUACAGAAACACAGCUCAGGUUGGUGGUCUCUCUUGGAAGCAUGGCGUUCGACAAUCUUACUCUCCAGAAUGUGUCUGACUUUUAUAAGCUUUUAUAAAACGUUAAAGUUAUCGAAGUGCACUUUUUAUAUCUUCAUAUAUUUUUGUACCUUGUCUGUUAUGAAUGUUAUACUGUAUACGCAUGUGCAUGGCAAUAUAUACCCUGUUUUGUAUUUCUGCACUGAUAUUAAAUACACUUUAAG
This is a messenger RNA of Acipenser ruthenus (sterlet), 3115 nucleotides long. RefSeq names its product mannan-binding lectin serine protease 1-like. Gene Ontology annotation, biological process: zymogen activation; complement activation. Lineage: Eukaryota; Metazoa; Chordata; Actinopteri; Acipenseriformes; Acipenseridae. The record is from RefSeq and is a predicted model, not a curated record. The transcript has 11 exons. Gene Ontology annotation, cellular component: blood microparticle; extracellular region. Gene Ontology annotation, molecular function: calcium ion binding; serine-type endopeptidase activity. The coding region runs from base 127 to 2280 and encodes 717 amino acids.